AAUGAAGCUCUUUGUGUUGAUGACGUGCCUGCUCGCCUCCGCCUUGGCUGCUCCUGUAAGUCUCUCCUAAGUAUAGAUCUCCAUUUUUAACCCACUCUUUAAUAUUCCUAACACUGUUUUUUUUACUCUAACUGUAUGAAAAUAAAACUCUUCCUUCCUUAUUUCUCUUGCUUGGUUUGCAGGUUGCUGAUAGUGAAAGCAAUGAGGUAAGAUGAAGACUAGUGUGCUUUUCUUCGUGUCUGUCUGCCCUUACAUGUCACACCAUGUUUUUGUCAUGUCAUCAAGUGAAGAGUAGGAUAUAUGUCUGAUACUGAGAGGAUAAUUGACUUAAUUGCAGCUCAUGUCUGGAGAUGUCUGGUAUUUCUUCAGCAGGUUGCGGCACACGCUAAUGAAGCCCUGAGGUGGAUGGAGAUGUACAGGCUGUACCAGCAGCAGGUAGAGGGGGUUUAUUAUAGCAUAAAAAAAGACAAUAAUUAAAUACUCUAAAUGACCUUACUGAUUUAGAAAGUAACGGGAAACAUCAUCAAUUAUACUGUUAAUCUGUAUUUUUCAGGGGAUAGUUGGAAACCCCUUCCUCCCUGCUGCUGAUGCUCCUGUAAGUUAAAAUCUUUGUGGACUCUAACACAACUUUUCUUAUGAAGUUAUUGGGAAGCUAAAAUGCAUUUAAAAAGUUCCUACUUCAACAUGAAUUAUUCAUUUGUUUAGGCAGAUCCACUUGGAGCAGCAGUGGUAGGCACAAACACAGCACUGCAACAUCUCCCCUGUCAAAUCCCUAAAAGCUCUUAUGGUUAAAUCUGUUUUCGUUAUGCAGUUGGAAGCUGCACCGGCACAGGCAGCUGACGUCCCCCCUCCUGCCCCUGUUGCUGUCGGAGAUGCUUCAGAGGAGGAGGCAGAGGUGAGCAAACACCUUCACAUUUAACCAAAGUAAAUGUGGAUCUCUCUACGGGUCUAUUUGGGGGAAAAAUAUUGGUUUCACAGCCUACUAGAGUUUAUUAGCUUGCAUGUGGCGACUGCCUGUGAGGAUUGUAAAAACAGCACACGGGCAGCCGAGUAGCACUCACAGAGAGCAUUUCUAAAAAGGACAGGUGCAUUGAAUUCCAGCCGAUGUGCCACAACAGUGAAUUUACCUCUCAAAACAAAUUCAUAAAAAGCUAUCCCUGGGGUAGGGGAACGUGAAUGUUUGUCAUUGUGCUUGAUUUUAUCUCUACCUUAGCAAAAGAAAAAUAGGCUCUGGCGGCUAUUGAAGUGACAGUGUGAAGACAUGCCUGUAACCCUGCAGGAAGACACUUACUCUGAAGCAGCACGGAGAUCGAAUUUGAUCAUUCAGACACUGGCUUUUUUAACUGGUUGUACUGUUAGCAGUCAGAUGUGAAAUUCCAACGGUGGCCAGCAAAAAAACUUUAAAAAAUUAGGUGAAUAUUUUGUUUACAGUUGUCUUUUUUAAAGAGAAAGAAAUUGACAUAUUCUGUCUUGUGGGCCCUUAAAGUGCAGGAGUUAUUUCAGCAUGUAAGUGCAUUGUGUUUGGAUAAGGUUGUAGGAUGAGAUUUACACAGACUGAGAGACAGAAAAAAAAAAAAACUGGCUGCUACAGUUUAGAAAACACAACCAGAGUUAUCUUCCAUACAUCUUAAUUUACUUGUUAAUGUAGGGUGACCAUACGUUCUCUUUUAUCCGUACGUGUCCUCUUUGUGGGGGCUGUCCAGCUUUAUCCAGGGAAGUUUAUAAAAUCCUUCAAAUGUCCGGGGUUUUGUAUGGAAGUUUGGAGUUUGUGUCACCUGGACUUACUUAGUUAGAAGCGCAUAAAAGACACUCGAUCCAACCUGAAAAACUCUCAAAAUUAACUUUGUGCGACUCUGUGAAGCUGCCUCUGCGUAAUUGUCUCCUCUUUAUGGUCACCCUAGUUAAUGUGAAUGUAUCAUGAAAUCUCUAACAUCAGCUUGUAUGAACAAUUUCUGUUUCGUUCGAUCUAAGCAAACUUACAUUUAAAGUGUCAUGAACUUAACAGAUCUCUAUUAUUUAUAUAGUUUCCUGAGUUUUUGUUGGUCAUCACAUGGAUUUGUAAAUCAGGAUCAUGUACCUGUCAGUUGUAGGUCAUUUUCUUGUCAUUUUCUCUGCACAGGAAGGCAACGCUGCCCCUAAAGCUGCAGCACCUGCUGCUGCUGCUGCUGCUGCCCCCUUGAAUUCAGAUGAGGUUGAGGAAGCUGAGGAGGUGGAGGCAGCAGAGGCCGAACCAGCUGUGGUCGAAGUAGCACCAGCAGAGCCUGCAGCAGAGCCUGCAGCAGACCCUGCAGCGGCUGUGGAGCCAGCUGUAGUGGACGCCCCUGUGGAUGCUGCAGCAGCAGUUGAUGCUGCAGCUGUGGAUGUGCCUCCUGUUGAUAUAGUCCCUGUUGAUGUUGCCCCAGCUGCCCCAGAAGUGGCUGUAGAUGCUGCUCCAGCAGGUGUCCCUGCUGCUGAUGCCCCGGUAGCAGAGGUUGACACAGCUGGAGUCUCAGCUGAUCCUGUUGUACUGUAGUUAUCUUCUAAUAAUUACCAGCCUGAGUGCCUCUGUCAUCUAUCAGCAGCAAGAGUAAGAGCAGGAAACAGUAAUAGCUGAUGUAGUUUCAGAAAACAAGGAUAAAAGGUUGUUGUUCUUUGACAAGAGACUGAAAAAAAACAUGUCAAAGUACUUAAGACUGUGAGGAGUAGAUGUAGCCACAUGCUCAGAGUAAAUGAAGUCAAACGCUGCCAUUUGAUAUCAAUGUCCACAGGAGUUUAUUCUAUAAUCUGGCCUGGAUCACUUGACUUUUAGAGUUUUCUCACUCUAAAGACACAUUAAAGCCUUGGGAUCUGGCUAUUAAGUGAUUCUAGCUAUAAAAACAAAAGAUUCUCCUGGCAAAAAGACCAAAAUGUCAAAGUGAGUGACUUCCCAGUGGCUACACCUACUUCUUCUGUACAGUCUAUGAAAAAUAUGAUAUAAAUAACAGUGAAGCUCAAGUGUUUCACGAUUCUUGUGUUUCCUUUGUGGUGUCUAUUUACAAUUCUGAACAUGAGAUAUCGUUCUGAUUAGCCCUGACUGUAUAUUCAUGUGUGCUCAAAAAAUAAAGGUGUGUUUUUUAAGGAUUUACAGGCUGCAGAGAGUUUGGUAAAAUAAGAAAAAAGCAGGUUUUAGCAACAACAAUGAUGGGGGCUCAAGUCUAUUCAAAUGUACCUAGCCAUGUGAUGUGAACCUGCAUACAAGACCACUAAACGUGUCAGCCACCGUCAAUUUAAUGUGUUCAUCUGCAAUUCUCUCACUGUUAAUCGUCAAAAUGUCUGCUUAAGUGUUUGGAAAUGAAAUAAAAGAAUGGUGUCUGAGACAAA
Molecule: messenger RNA, 3339 nt
Organism: Xyrichtys novacula (pearly razorfish)
Lineage: Eukaryota; Metazoa; Chordata; Actinopteri; Labriformes; Labridae
Source: the annotation of a GenBank genome assembly